CCUGACACUCCAGAGACCAUUGAGCUGGAAAUCAAGGUCAACAGCAACUCCAAAGAGGGCCUGAUCCUGUGGCAGGGAGUGGAGUCAGUUAAUGGCGCUAGCCAUUUCCGCAAGAUGCAUGCUAGUAAAAAGGUAUCCACCUCACCAAAACACCUGGAACUUGGAGAUCAAGGCAAGGGCAAGGACUUUAUCAGUCUUGGUCUGCAAAACGGACACUUUGUCUUCAGCUACCAGCUGGGCAGUGGUGAGUCUCAGAUCCAGUCCAGAGAGCCCAUCAACGAUGGCAGAUGGCACAAGGUCACUGCUGUGAGAACUGGUAAACAGGGAUAUAUUCAGAUAGACGGAGGAGCCAUUCAACAAGGACAAUCACAAGGCAAAAGCAUCAUGGUGAACACCAAAGGCAACGUAUACCUGG
Oncorhynchus masou masou (cherry salmon) is the source of this 415-nucleotide messenger RNA. RefSeq names its product basement membrane-specific heparan sulfate proteoglycan core protein-like. The transcript has 5 exons. The annotation marks the transcript as partial. The record is from RefSeq and is a predicted model, not a curated record. Lineage: Eukaryota; Metazoa; Chordata; Actinopteri; Salmoniformes; Salmonidae.